Dicrocoelium dendriticum is the source of this 3817-nucleotide messenger RNA. The record is from the annotation of a GenBank genome assembly. NCBI's taxonomy places the organism in Eukaryota, Metazoa, Platyhelminthes, Trematoda, Plagiorchiida, Dicrocoeliidae.
UGCAGGAUUAUUCUUGACCACAUUGAGACUGUACUUGUGUAGAUGUGCGUUUUCCCAUUGUCUCCUUCUGGAUUGCAGCAAUUUCAACUUGAAGCCAUUGCAGUGUACCGAAUGGCCUGAUGUCAUGUGUGUGUUCCCAAGCGCUAAAGUGCUUAUCAAUGGAUCAUGUGACUCUAAUCCCACCCCUGGUUUCCUCCCCUGCUAUUUGUACAAUACACUUGUGAAACACCACACAUCUACCUGACGCAGCAAAAUGAAGGAGGAAAGGCGGCGCAGUCGAGAUGAUGACGUGGUCUAUUUUUCCAAGAAGAAACGUACAGAGGAUGCAACUUUACAAGUCAACCCUCCUGGCCCAAAAUCUAGGGGUCACGUACCCAUGUCUGAACGUCAACAAUUCGCACUCUUGAGGCAGAUGGAGUUUGAGGAUGGCUCAGACAGAGGUCAGCCCUCUCUUCCUGCCGGUUCCAUCUUGCAUGGUGACUGGGCACUGUCAAGCGGCCACGCGUAUCUCCAUACGGACGGCGAUGGUGCCACACCGGAUCCAUACAAAUCAUUGGGCACUCAUGAGCAGCUGACUGACACUCGGAGAUUGGAAUCAGGCACGUCCCCUUCCGGUCCACCACAUCGCAGUUCAAUCCGCGAACGUCCCCCGAUGUCCACCUAUGCUCAUACGGCCGCGAAGUUCGCUCCGACCGUUCGUUCGAAACUGUUCCAGUUGACAAAAUUGAAUGAUCUCGAUUCUUUGAAGCAGGUGGUUAAAGAUGGGGUAAACAUCAAUGAGCAAGAUGAGCGAGGAAGAACCGCUCUGCACGAGUUUAGUGCACAAAACCUACCGCGUUCCGUCGCCUACCUGUUGAGACACGGAGCGCAGCCAAACUUAGCAUCGCUAGACGGCGACACUGCUUUGCAUGAGGCAGCCCGCGCUGGUUUCGUACGCGUCAUUCGCACGUUACUCCGCCAUGGUGCCGAUCCUCUUGUUCACAACAACCACGGCGAGCGCCCGUUGGAUGUUUGUCAUGAUGCUGAAGCAUUAGCUCUUUUAAAUCAGCACGCGGAUAUUCACCGUUCGCAUUCCGCCAUGACUUCGGUGAAGUCGAUCAACUCUAGUAAAUCGCAGCGUCAUCAUCACGGUCAUCUUACCACGGGCGAUCAAUCUUCACGGCCUCCAUCCUGCACCGUCAUGUACCCAGGAGUCCACGAAUCGUAUGCCUAUGUCAAAAGCUGUAGCACCACGACCACACCGGAUUGCUUUUCGGAUUCGGAUGACACGUGUUCAGGCUCUGGCAUCGCAUCCGCAUCUGCGGGCACUUCGGCCUCUGCACCUGCUCCUCACUGUUCUAACGAUCAUACGGCUACACCCAGCGUCACCACAUCCAGCACCCAUAUGACUGUCAGUCCGGGACAAAAAGGGUCGUUCGGCGAGCCGCACUUGCUGAUUUCAUGCAAACCAGCAAAGAAAGACCCGUACGCAUUUGAGGACGAAACAGACGAGUCUCCCGAGCCUGGUGCAUCGCUUCAUUCCGCUUCCUCGACGGUGAACACAGGAAAAUCUGCUAGCCCCAACGCCAGAUCUCGUUCGUUUGGUUCCGCCUCCGUCUCUUCUUGUGGAUUGGGUCUCUCCACCGCCACCACCAGCACCUCCGUCUCACUGAAUACCAAUCCCCCAACUUUCGUUCUUUGCUCUUCGCAGCCUUCCUGUGACCUUAACGUCCUUACAGCAGCCGUUGGACAGAAUGGCCCUCCACUUCGACUACGUUUUGCCAAGGAGGCUGGUCAGUACACUCUGAUGGAGAAUCAGCAAGGCACCAUCACUUCCGAGGGAGAUUACAUCAAUGACAACGGUGCACAGCUACCGACGUCAUUCGAGCGUAAGGCAAUGGAAGUGGAACACACUACCACACUUUUGUCCCCGGAAGAUGCUUCCACACAAGGAACCAGUAGCGUUGUGGUAGAUGUCGCGGAUAGCUCCGAAAUUGACGGCUCUUCUGCCACUCAGACUGCAUUAGAUCAAGAGAUCCCCUCCAUGGAUUUUAACUCGGAUGACGGAUGUUCUUCACAAAAGGUACCUCCAUUGCGUAUCAAAUUUGCUCCUGGUGUUUCAUGUGAUCCAGAAUCCAUUGGGACUGCUGCCACGGCGGCGAGCGAUGAUUCCAAACUCUCCUCGCACCUGCUGCCUACAGAUGACGUCAACCCAAACUCGGAGGAUGUUUUAUCCUCUGGUGAGAAAAAACCGGUCAUCACCACGAGCUCUCUUGAGAUUGCGCCACCUGCUUCAGCUACAAUUAGUAUGAGUUAUGCGAAGAUUGAGGAAGAUGAGUUUAAUGCCAGUAUGGCCACUUCUCGUGAUGGUGGCGUAUUGUCGAGCGAUUUAUGUGAUACUCUCGGAGAUCCGGUUUCCGCCCCCGGUCCACAGUCGCAAUCGCAACUCUCGGAGUACUUCGCGGAGUCUCAGAUCAACUCUACGACAGAAGGAACUGCAAAAAUAAGUAAGGAUCUUCGGCAUCGUGGUGGCCGAACGUUGCGAUCACACACUGCAGCUCAGCGGGAACGCGAGGAGAAGGAACGGCACGCGAACGUCACACCGAUAAAGAAACGGAAAUUGAGAUCUCGAAAUGAAGGCAACGCUGACGCAGCGGUCUCAUCGGCACAGUCUAUUCAACAACACCGAAACAGUUACUCCGUUUCCACCACCUCUUCCGCCACCGGGACAAGCACAAGCCCCAUGGUGACUUGCGGGAAUGGGGAACGCUCCGAUAUCCCAGAAACCACUGGUCCAGUCACAGUAUUGCUUAUCAAGCCUGAUCCUGGCUUUCACGAAGUUGAUUCGACACUCAAAGUGGAAUCAGUGUCCCCAUCCGUCGGAACCAGGGUGGACAACAAUGUGUCCAGCCCCUGCAUGAGAGCGUCUCCUGAGGCUGAUGAUAGAAUCUAUAUGAUAGAUACAAAAUCUAAGUUAGCGACAGGAUCGUCGUCACCUGCACCACCACCCGUUGUUCAGGCCAAAUUGGAAGUCACUCCCGAUGAAUCUCAGAAACCCGAAGCAUUGAGUAUUCUUACUUGUCCGGCAAGUUUAGACGAUGACAAACGUUUCCCUCAAUUGCUUGAAUUUGAGAACCCAUAUGAGAAGGCCGCUGCUUUGCAAAAGAAGUUACGCGAAUUGGUCAACAGUCUGGUAGAAGUUCAUCCGAAAGCUCCGUCAGCCUAUGAACAGUACCUGCUAGUGUCGCGGAAUUAUUUACUCGCUUAUGAGACCCCAUCACUCACGAAGAAGCUUCCUCCACCGGACCUGAACCCUGUGCUUGCAAGUCUGUUUACCGAGCAAGAGGAAGAGCGAUAUGCUCAGGCGUUAAAGCACCAAUCCGAACGGGAACACCUUAGAUUAUGUGCAGAGCAAGCCCGUCUGCGUGCUCAAACUCGGGCUGCUUUGGCCAACUUGUCUAAACCGCUAUCUUUCUGCUCCGUUUUGGGUUACACUGACCUAACCUACGUUCCGGCCGUGCCGAAAGCAGAACAACGCGAUGAAGAAUGUGCACGCGAUCGUUUCACUCAGCGUACAUUUAUUGGCUGGUUGGAAGACAUCCGAGACUCUUUCCAGGGGGAGAAGAAAAAACUGUUAUGCCGCCAACUGCACGAGGCCGAGUCACUCAUGAUGGUGCAACGUUUGGAUUGGGAGAUCAAAUUGAAAGGAUGUCAUAUGCGUGACUACAGUUCCGAUGUGUUCCGCAAUAUCCCACCGAACCACGUGCCACUGAUUCAUGUGCCCAGCGACUUCCCACUGUUCCCCAACGACCCUGUCCUGCCAAGUGCUCUAGUCUGA